AUUCAAACUUUGUUGGUGUGAUUUACGUACACAAUGGGCUCUAUUUUGUCACGAUUCAGUUCACGUAAAGAUGAAAAAUCAGACACAGAUUCACGUUCAGCAACUACUAUACGCAAACGUUUUAGUUGGAGAUCUAAUAAAAAGCCAGCUGAUGUCGGUGGUACUUCAGUGAACCGAUCAAGUACUAUGCCUGCAAGAACUAGAUUACAACCAACUGAAGAAACUCCUGAAGACAGAAAACAUGAUGACAUUUUUGAUAGUGAACAAGAUGAAAAGAGUUGUUCAAAGUCUGUUGUCAAACCAAAUCAAAAUGACGAUACUUCACAACAUUCAAGUGGACAACUGGAACAACACAAUGUAGAAUGCGCUAAAAAACCUAUCGUAUGUGAAAUACCUGGAGGAAAAGAUGAGAAGCAACCUAUUCAAAUUUCAUCGACUAAUGAACCAGAAAACAAAGAUAAUAUGGCAAGGACAAUUUCUACGGAAGAAGCUGAACUGUUGAUUGGCCGUGUUCUACCAAAUCAGGAAAAUGUUAGUCCUCAUGAAAAUAUAACUGUAUCAGAAACAAAUAGUUCUCUUACUCAUGAUAAUAUAAAUUUCAGUCAUACUGAAAAUCUAAUAGUUAAUAAACAACAACUACAAGAAACAUUGGACCACUCUAUUCAUAAUUCUUGUCUAACGAUGGACCAACAAGAAAUUACUAAAGACCAGAAUGGAUUUGUUGAUGAUACUCAGCAUCAUUUUGAAGAUAAGACAGAUUUAUUAAAAGAUGAUAUCCACUCUGAAAUAGUUCGAGAAGAGAUAAAAUUGGAGCAAAAUCCACCAUUAUAUCUUUCUCCAGAAGAGAAAGGAGAAUUUGUGCAUCAGGAUAUCCGUAGAGAUAACAGUACUGAACAGUUAAACGCUGAAAAUGAUAUUAUAAAACAGGAAGGUGAAGAAAAUCUGAGUAUUAAAGGUUCUAGUCAUAAUGAAGUUAUGCAGUCUUCACCGGCGGUAUGCUUUUCUCGUUCAAAUGUAGUUGAAUAUCCACCUCCUGAGCAGACACACGUUGUUGAUAUAGAUGAACAAACGUAUAAUCACCAAACAAAUAAUAUUUCAAACAUUCAAUCUUCAGAAACUGUUGGAGAGAAAGAUUUAAUCCAUGAGCAGAUUGUACAGAAUGAGUUAUUGGAAUGUUCAGCUGAACCUCGUCCAUUCCAUAAUCUAUCUAACAAUGAAGAAUUCUCUAAUUCAGAACUUAUUGACACAGAUAACAAGGUGAAUUUCGUUGAAACUGAGAAUACAUUAGAUAACGUAAUUUCAGAACAUGUCGAACAGAAAGAUGUAUUCCAAGAAACAAUGGAAAAAGAGUUCAACAAAAUCUUAAUCAAUUCAAGUGAAACAAAAAUUUUGUCGGCUGAUGAACCACCUAUUAAUUUGAAUGAUGACAUAAAUGCAAAACAAACCGAGAAUCUCUCUCACCAUAAAGACACAGAGCAUGAAGCACCGAUUGACGAGGAAGAAACACUCAAUGAACUAGAUAAAUGCUUAUCUCAACCAGGUUUGACAUAUGACCCAAUGCAUAGUGUAUCUCCUAUCACCACGGAACCCAUUAAUUUAAAUGAUGAUAUGCAUGUUGAACAAACUGAGAAUCUCUCACACUCUGAAAACAUGGAGUCUAUUAAUUUGAAUGAUGAUAUACAUGUCGAACAAACUGAGAAUCUCUCUCACCAUAAAGACACAGAGCAUGAAGCACCGAUUGACGAGGAAGAAACACUCAAUGAACUAGAUAAAUGCUUAUCUCAACCAGGUUUGACAUAUGACCCAAUGCAUAGUGUAUCUCCUAUCACCACGGAACCCAUUAAUUUAAAUGAUGAUAUGCAUGUUGAACAAACUGAGAAUCUCUCACACUCUGAAAACAUGGAGUCUAUUAAUUUGAAUGAUGAUAUACGUGCAGAACAAACGGAGUACACUUCACCUUCUGAAUACAAUGUAAAUAAUAAUAUGUCUACGGAGAAGUUCAUUGACACUGUAGUGGAAAGCUCAGCUGAACCAGGUAUGGAAUGCGAUUUCUCGUCAAAUGAGUCACAUUUUACAUCAGAACUGGUAUUAAGUGAAGAAAAUAGAGAAGCUACUACAGACGUUGACUUAGAACAUCCUACUGAAGAUAUUAAAACAGAAGAUAUUCAUCAUGAGCAAGCAAAUGACAAUGAAACUUUAACUACACUCGAAGAAUCAGUUAACCUGCAAAAUACAAUGAACUCGAGUCAUAUUGAUGAUGAAAUUGAUCAGCAUCAAAUACUUGAAGUAUCGUACAAUGAAAAUCAUUCUGAUGUUCCACUUAAUGCAGAUACCAUCGAUGUAAUCACUUCAGACAAUUUACAUACAAAUUUGAUAAGUACAAAUGAUGUACUAAACCAACAGGAUGUGUUCAAUUCAAUGUCAAUGAAUGAUAAUAACGAUAUCAUGAAGAAUUUAGAAAAUUCUAAAAAUAAUGAAAUUCAUGAAUUUGAAGAUGAAGCCCAAUCUUUAGUUCAAUCUGUUUUAAGCAAUGCUAAAGAAUUUGUCUUUAAUGAGAAUAAUUUUGAUAAUCAUUACAACUCUGAUAAUAAUAAUAAUACAAAUCUUAUCUUGACCAAUAAUAAUAGUAACAAUAAUGAUUAUCUUACUACUAAUAAUAACAGUUCUAUGAAUGAAGAAGAUACUAUUGAAAUGAAACAAGAUAUAACAAUGAAACCAUCAAUGGAAUUUGAUCAUUCUGAUCUAUCUGAAUUAAAUAAUCAACUUUUAAAGAACACAACUGAUUUUGCCAUAGCAUAAAUACAGCAACAACAAUAACAAAUGACACAUCGUUCUUCUUUUCUUUUUUUUUUUUUGGUGACAUUAUUUGUACACAUCAAAGAAACCUAUGAUAUGUUCAUCAUUAGUCAAACUCAAUGAGAAUCUAAUUGUUCUUGUUAAAUUUAAGUAAGUUUCAUUGUUAUAAUUAACAUGACCAUUAAUAAGACAGAGAUAACUACUACUACUACUACUACUACUAAUUCUCGGUUAUUGAUUGAUACUAUAUAUAGUUCCGUUUUGCCUAUCAAUGCUUUCCGAUUAGUUUAAUAACAUUAUCUUGAUCAUUGUUAUUCUAUGAUUGACUAUGGUUUACAUUUCAUAUAUAUAUAUAACAAUAAUCUUAUCCAAUUAUUUCAUCUUUGUAUGUUUCAUUAUGCAUUUUCCUAUUUGAAACGAUUUAUGAGACAGGAGUAAAUUUUGUUUUUUGGAUUCACAAGCAAGACUGUAACCAUAUUUAUAUAUAUAUUUUAUACAACGAAUUGACAUUGCUUUUGUUUGAACCGAGUGUUUUGUAUUAGAACAAAAAGUAUAUCCAUUUUUCUCUAUUUUUGUGGAGAAAAGAAAAAAAAUAUAAAAAAAAUAAAUUGUUCCCAUGAAUAAUCAAUCGAUGUUUGCUUUAUUUUUUACUGCUUUACCAUCCAACGAACUAGUUUGUUGCUAUGGCAUGAAUGAUUGGAAUAUCUUCUCUGUGUUUUUUUUUCUUGAAAUUGUCAUGUUCUUUUAUUGAUUUUAACUUUAAUGCUUACUUACUUAAAUAAUGAGUAGUUUCUUUUUCUCAUUUUUCCCAGUAAUGAAUUCAUUUGUGUAGUAUCAGUUUUGUUGUGCUACAACCCACACACACACACACACAGUAUGCUUAUAAUCUUGUCUUAUUUUUUUAUCAAUAAAAAAUCGAAUUACCAUUUUGGUUACUUAAUUGUUAAAUAUUAAUAUUCUUAAUUAUUAUUACGAAGAAGAAAAUAAAACACAAUUACAUUGAUUAU
Molecule: messenger RNA, 3803 nt
Organism: Schistosoma intercalatum
Lineage: Eukaryota; Metazoa; Platyhelminthes; Trematoda; Strigeidida; Schistosomatidae
Source: the annotation of a GenBank genome assembly